AUGACUGAACAGGCGGCUGCAGCUCAGGGCGAGGGCCCGGCACCAGGAGAAGGCACCACUGCGGGCCCAGAGCGCCAGCCGCAGGAGCUGUGUUCCGUCUGCUCCGAAGUGGUCUCGAAGUACCGGUGCCCGCGGUGCAGCGUGCGGACGUGCAGCCUGGCCUGCGUCAAGCGGCACAAGGAGGAGACCGGGUGCACCGGCAAGCGCGACCGCACCGCGUUCGUCAAGGUCUCAGACUUCACCGACAACCACCUCCUGUCCGACCUGCGGUUUAUCGAAGAAGGACAGAUCGAAGUCGACAACGCCAAGCGCCGGAAAGCGGCGCCGACGCCGACCAACCUCCCGCACCACCUCGCGACGCUCAAGCACCAGGCGCGUCUGCGCGGCACGGAGCUCCUGUUCCAGCAGCCGGGGAUGCUCAAACGGAAGCGCAACUCCACCAAUUACAACGGGAAGAAGAGGGCGAUUUUCUGGCGCGUGGAGCUGGACUUCUUGUCCGCGGAUCACACCGCGACGACGUCGCGCGCGCCGGAAACCACCACGCUCGCGGACGUCGCUGCGCGGCACCUUCAGCCCGCCCCAGGGAAGAGCGCGGAACGUCACAGCCUCCGGUGGUACGCCGAGGCAGGUGCGCAGUCUCUCGCAUUCGUGAUGAAGCUCCCGCGCCGCCCCGCCAACGAUCCGGCGUGGUGGCGCCUCCCGCCGAACGUGCCCCUCGCGGAAGCUCUGCGCGGAGCAUGCGUCAUCGAGUACCCCGAGAUCGCUGUCUUGCUCCCGGGCGAGGCGGAGACCGGCGUGGUUGGCGCAGGCAGCCGCGAGGGGCAGCAGCUGCGCAUUCUCGACAAGCCGCGCUGGGGGCCGCAUGGCAUCGUUCCCGCGCCACCACCGCCGCGCCCGCCCGGCGCGCCGCCGCCAGAAACGGACGAGGGAGGUGCUGCGGUGCAAAGCGCACAGGGAGGCAGCGGCGGGGCGGCGACGGAGCCCGACAGGGUGCAAGGCGAGGCACCGGGACACGCGAGCUGA
Molecule: messenger RNA, 1023 nt
Organism: Pedinophyceae sp. YPF-701
Lineage: Eukaryota; Viridiplantae; Chlorophyta; Pedinophyceae
Source: the annotation of a GenBank genome assembly